GCGGUCCUCCGGGGCCAAUAGGUGGGCCCCCGGGGCCCAUAGGUGGGCCCCCGGGGCCUAUAGGUGGGCCCCAGGGGCCCAUAGGUGGGCCCCCGGGGCCCAUAGGUGAGCCCCCGGGGCCCAUAGGUGGGCCCCCGGGGCCCAUAGGUGAGCCCCCGGGGCCCAUAGGUGAGCCCCCGGGGCGCAUAGGUGGGCCCCCGGGACCCAUAGGUGGGCCCCCGGGGCCCAUAGGUGUGCCCCCGGGGCCCAUAGCUGCGCCUCCGGGGCCCCCGGUGCCCCUACCUGGGCCCCCGGUGGCCCCUGGGCUUGCCCAAUUCAGGGGUGGGAGCACCGCGGAGUGGCCAGCAUGCGACCCGCAGAGCUUGACGGGCCUGUUGCGACGCGUGUGGGAGAGAGUGACUGUGCUGCUGGGCCGGCUGGACGCGGCGGGAUGUAUGGCGGUGCUGGAGUACGUGUGUCGCUUCGUGCUGCAGGAAACUGCUGCUCUGGGGAGUCUGCUGCAGGGCCACUACGAGCAGCAGCGCUCGGCCUUCCUUCUGGUAGCUUUUGACCAGCUGGCGAGCGCCGCCGUGCGGCGGCCAGACCUGCAGCAGCAGCACUUCAGCAGCAGAGAAACAGUUCGAAGUUUGGCCCGGCUUAUGAGGGCAACUGGGAAAUUCCCUCCGGCCCCCUGGCUCCCUACUUCGCUGCGGAGCCCUCUGGAGCUGCAGCUGCUGCAGGCUUCGGAAGUUGCUGCCACCUACUUCGCCAGCGUGGUGGACGGCAUCUCCGAAAGAGUGGAUACGAUCCCCAACAGGGGCCCCCGCGAGCCGCUGCUGCCGUACGAAAAGCGGGCGAUGCAUCAGGUGGUGGAGACGCGGCGAAAGCAGCAGCUGGGCCACCGCCUCGACAGUCUUUGGCUCAAAACUGUUGAAAGUAGGCUUUCUCCGGGUAUUUUCUUCGGUCCUUCGGAGACCCCAGACCACAACAAUCCCUAUUUCACAGAAUUAGAACAACUCCAAAGUGCCCUCGAAACUGCAACCAGCGACUGGAGACAAAUGAAGAGCCAAGACGGGGCCUCCGGCGCACCCGCUGGGGACCCCCAAGAGGAUAGCCCGGGAAAGGACCCUCAAAAAAGACCUGGAGAAAAGUCAGAGGGAGACAGAGAUGGAGACGGAGUUGGAGAUGAAGAUGCAAAAGCGGAAAAAAGUGAAGCUGAAGACAAAGGAGAGAGGGAAGGAGAGAGCGAGGAAGCUGGGGAUAAAGAUAGAGAAGAAGGUGCAGGAAGGGAAGGAGAAGCAGAAACAGAAGUAGAGCGGGAAAGAGAGAAGGAAAGAGAAGAAGGAGAGAAGCAGAGAGAGAAGGAAAGAGAAGGAGGAGAAGACGAACGAGAAAGAGGAGGGGAACGCGAAAAGGAAAAGGAGAAGGAACGAGAAAGCGAAAAAGAAAGAGAGAAGGAAAAAGAGAGAGAGAAGGAGAAAGAGAGAGAGAAGGAGAAAGAGAGAGAGAAGGAACAAGAAAGAGAUAAGGAAAAAGAAAGAGAAGCGGAAACAGAAAGAGAGAAGGAAAAAGAAAGAGAAGCGGAAACAGAAAGAGAGAAGGAAAAGGAAAGAGGGAAGGAAAAAGAAGGAGAAAAAGAAAAAGAAGGAGAAAAGGAAGAAGAAGAAGGGAGGGAAAGAGAGAAGGAAGAAGAACGGGAGAAGGAAAAAGAAAGAGAAAGCGAAGAAGAACGAGAGAAGGGAAAAGAAAGAGAAAGCGAAAAAGAACGAGAAGAGGGAAAUGAAGGAGAAGGCGAAGGAGAACGAGAGGAGGAAAAAGAAAGAGAAAGCGACAGAGAGCGAGAGGAGGAAAAAGAAAGAGAAAGCGAAAAAGAAAAAGACAAGGAAGGGGAGAAGGAAAGGGGGAGGCAAAGCGUAAGGGAGAAGCAGAGAGAGAGAGAGAAGGAAAGACGAAAAGAAAGAGAGAGGGCAAGAGAAGGAGAAAAAGAAAGAGAAAAAGAAAGAGAAAAAGAAAGAGCAAGAGAAAAAGAAAGAGCCAGAGAAAGAGAGAAGGAAAAAACAAGAGAAAGGGAAAAAGAAACAGAAAAGGAAAAAGCAAAGGAAAAAGCAACAGAAAGAGAAGAAGAAAAGGAAGAAGAAACAGAAAAAGAAAGAGAAAAAGAAAGAGCACGAGAAACAGAAAGACAGGAAAAAGAAAAAGAAAAAGCAACAGAAAGAGAAAAACAGGAAAAGGAAAAAGAAAAAACAGGAGAAAGAGAAAAACAGGAAAAAGAAAAAGAAAAAACAAGAGAAAGAGAAAAGCAGGAAAAAGAAGGAGAAAAAGAGAGAGAAAGAGAAAGACAGGAAAAAGAAAGAAAAAGAGAAAGAGAAAGACAGGAAAAAGAAAGAAAAAGAGAAAAAGAAAGACAGGAAAAAGCAAGAGAAACAGAAAAGCAGGAAAAAGAAAAAGCAAGAGAAAGACAGGGAAAAGAAAAAGAAAGAGCAGGAGAAAGAGAAAGUGAAGGAGGUAGGAGUAGGAAUAGAGUAGGAGAUAAAGACACACACAGAAGAAAACAGAGAGAAAAAGGAAAAGAAAGAGACAGAGACAGAGACAGAGACAGCGAAAGAAGUAGAAAGAGAGGCAGAGACAGUUACGGAGAUACUGACACUGAGAAGGACAGAGGCAGAAACAAAGACAGAGACAGAGGUGAAAAUAAAGGCGUAGAUAAAGACACAGACAGAAAGGCAGAUAUAGACAGAGACAGAGACGGAGAUAAUGAAAAGAGCAAGGUCUCAGAGGGCGGAGGAGACGGGGACUCUGAAAAAAAGACAAGUCGGGAGACCGAGCCGAAGGCCAUGGUGGGGGCCCUUUUGGGGGCCCCUCUGAUCAAGCUAGGGGCCCCAAAAAAGGAGGCGAGGGCCCCCCCGCGAGAUCGAAAAGCCAAAAGCAUGAGGGAAGCGUGGCGAAAGGCGCAGUGGCGCGCGUGGCUGCGGUCGCAAGGAGAGGUUGAGUCCGACGAGGAGUCCGUUUCGGAGACAGUCACAGAGGCAGUUUGGCAAGUCGUUUCGGGGACAAUUUCGGGUGCAGAUUGGCGCAGGAGGAGCUUAGGGGAGAACUUCGAGAGGGGGCAGCAAGGGGACUACGGGCGGUGGCGAGGAGACAGAGAAGUGGGCCUUCCGCUCUCAACAAUACCCCCCCGCUUUAGGCGAAUGCUCCAGGGCAUCCCCGGAGCUCCCCAGUGCACUAUUGCUGCUGCUGCUGCUGCUGCUGCAGCGGUUGCAGCGGCUGCAGCGGCUGCGACUAGGGCGGCGGACCCGCAGCAAUCCCGCUUCGGGGACAUGCUGCAGUGGGAAGGGCAGAGGGAAGAGCAGCAACGGCAGCAGCAGCAACAAAGCCGUAGGCUCCUCCAGCGCCCAGGGGAGACCCAGAAAUUCCAAGAAGGCACGAGAGGGGGCUUCCAAGAAGACCCGGGGGCCUUCCCAAAGGAGACAGGGCCCUUCAUCUUAGGGCCCCCAGAAGGCCAAAAGGAGACACAUGAGCUGCAGGAGGAGAGGCCCCAUUACCCCCGCUGGUCCUCAGCAAACCCUCCAAGCACCCCCCCCUAUUUGAAGUCUUCCUGGAAAGCUGGAGAUUCUGAAGAGCUUUCUAAGCCCGACGACUUCUCAAAGGGGACGGGAGACUUCUCCCGCCCUCCCCCGGAGGCAGCAGCCUACGGCGGGGGCCCAGGGGCCUUCCCAGAAGCAACACAGACUUACCCCAAGCUGGGGGCCCCCUUCCGAAAGGAGCCAAGGCCCUCUGGAGAGACGACGGGGGCCUACGGUGGGCCAGGGGCCUAUGGGGGGACCACAGCAGAGGCCUUUGAGCAGCAGCCAGGGCCCUAUACUGAAGACCCAGGCGCCUUUGGGGAGCCAGGGGCCUACGAGGAGCCGGGGGCCUAUGGGGACACAGGGGCCUAUGGGGAAGAGACCGGGGCCUACAGCAAGGGGCCCCAGGAAUAUCCGGAGGGUGGUGAGGCCUACGCAGAGGGGCCCUGGGUCUACCCAGGAGACCCACAGGGCUAUUUGGGGGAGACAGGGAUUUACGGCAAAGCGGCCUACGGCUACGGGCAAGUGGCUGGGCCCUAUGGGGAGGUUGCUUUUGCCUAUCCCGGGGACUCUACAGCUUACUGGGGUCUCCCACAUUCCAUCCCGGGAGACCCAGCAGCAGCGCAGAAGCAGCAGCCGCCGUUCGGGGUGCCUUGGCCCCACAAGGGGCGGUCCCACGACUUCUCGGAGCCGGGGGCCGCCUUCCCGGGGCCCCCCGAGGCCUACCCUGGGGAGGCCACUGGUUAUGCGGAGGGCCCCCAGCCCUACGCUGACGACACCACUGAUUACUUGCAGGCCCAAGAGGGUUAUUUUGAGUUUCCUCAGGGCUAUUAUGGCGCGCCAAGCCCCUUUCCAGCGGGGGCAGCCGGUCCGGAGAAAACGGGGGGCUUCUACGGUAGUGAACAGGGCUAUGGAGGGACAGGCCCCUACUAUCCGCCGGCAGGGCAUUACACAGUCUACUCGCCUGAAGGGGGGCUCCCCUACGGUGAGGAAGGUGACCCCUACGGCGAGGCAGGGGCCCCCUAUAGCGAGGAAGGGGCUCCCUACGCCGAGAAAAGGGCGCCCUACAGCGAUGAAGGGGUGCCCUCCAGCGAGACAGGGGACCCCUUCAGUGAGGAAGAAGCCCCGUCCAGCGAGAAAGGGGCCCAAUACAGCGACGGGGUGGUCCCCCCCAGCACAGGGGGGGCCCCGCAAAGCAAGGAAGAGACACCCUACAGCAAAGAAGGCGAAAAGAGGGCCCCACAGAGCGAGGAGGGGGCACCCAACAGUGAGAAAGAGGCCCCCGGCAAAGAGGGAUCCCCCGACAACGAGAACGGGGACCGCUACAGCGAGACAGACGCCCCCGAAAGUGAGAAAGGGGCCCCCGAAGGCGAGAGAGGGGCCCCCGAAAGCGACAAACGGACCCCCGAAAGCGAGGAAAGGACCCCCGAAAGUGAGAAAGAGGCCCCCUCCAGCGAGAGAGGUUCUCCCUACAGCGGGAUAGGUUCCCCGUACAGCGUGGAAGGGGACCCCAACAGCGAGAGAGGUUCCUCCAACGAGGAAGGGGCACCCUACAGCGGGAGAGGUUCCCCUUGCAACGAGGAAGGGGCCCCCUACAGCCAGGAGGAGGACCCCUACAGCCAGGAAGAGGACCCCUACAGCCCGGGUGGGGCCUCCUACAGCCAGGAAGGGCCCCAAUACAGCCCGGGAGGGGCUCCCUACAGCCCGGGGUCCCCCUACAGCCCGGGAGGCGCCCCCUACAGCCAGGAAGGGGCCCACUACAGCCCGGGAGGGGCCCCCUACAGCCCCGGAGGGGCCCCCUACAGCCCCAGAGGGGCCCCCUACAGCCAGGAAGGGCCCCAAUACAUUCCGGGAGGGGCCCCCUACAGCCCGGAAGGGUCCCCCUACAGCCCGGGUGGGGCCCCCUACAGCCCGGAAGGGUCUCCCUACAGCCCAGGUGGGGCCCCCUACAGCCCGGAAGGGUCCCCCUACAGCCCGGGAGGUGCCUCCCACAGCCCGGGACGGUCCCCUUACAGCCCGGGAGGGUCCCCCUACAGCCCGGGAGGGGACCGCUACAGCCCUGGAGGGGCCUCCUACAGCGAGGAAGGGGUCCCGUACAGCGAGGAAGGGGCCCCCUACAGUUCGGAAGGGGCCCAUCACAGCCCGGGUGGGGCCCCCUACAGCGAGGAAGCGGACACCUACGCCGACAGAGGCUCCCCUUACAGCAGCGGAGGGAGCCCCUACAGCUUGGAUGACCUCCCGUACAGCGAGGAGGGGCACCCCUACAGCCAGGGGAUGUCCCCCUACAGCAUUGAAUUGGGCCAAUACAGCGACGAAGAAGCCACCGACAGCGACGCGGAGGCCACCUACAGAGGCCUAAUGUCCUCUGACAGCGGAGACGAGGGCCCCUACAGCGAGGAGGGGGCCCCCUACGGCGAGGAAGGGGCCGCCGACGUCGCACGAGGACGAGGCCCCCUACAGCGAUGA
Molecule: messenger RNA, 6008 nt
Organism: Eimeria tenella
Lineage: Eukaryota; Apicomplexa; Conoidasida; Eucoccidiorida; Eimeriidae
Exons: 2
Cellular component (GO): nucleoplasm
Source: RefSeq, a predicted model, not a curated record